GGCUGGGACUGGGACGGCAGUCAGGAUUCCCAGGAAAGGGAGCGCGCAAGCUAGCCAGCCCUGGGACCCUGAGGCUGGGGACGGAUUCCCGCCCCUCUUUCCUACAGGUGGGCGGGCGGGGCUGAGUGGGAGUAGAGGUGGGCUGUCUGCCCCCCCCUCCGGGGGGGCAGGACACAGCCUCAGGCCUGGGUGCCGCCCGGCACCUAGAAGAUGCCCAUGCCCUGGUUCCUGCUGUCCUUGGCACUGGGCCGAAGCCCUGUGGUCCUCUCUCUGGAGCGGCUUGAGGGGCUUCAGGACGCUGCCCGCUGCUCUCCGGGCCUCUCCUGCCACCUCUGGGAUGGUGACGUGGUCUGCCUACCUGGGAGCAUAGUGUCUGCCCCAGGCCCAGUGCUGGUGCCCACAAGCCUGCAGACUGAACUGGUGCGGAGGUGCUACCAGGAGACCGACUGCGACCUCUGUGUGCGUGUGGCUGUCCACUUGGCUGUGCAUGGGCACUGGGAAAAACCUGAAGAUGAGGAAAAAUUGGGAAGAGCAGCUGAUCCAGAACCUGAGGAGCCUAGGAAUGCCUCUCUCCAGGCCCAAGUGGUACUCUCCUUCCAGGCCUACCCCACUGCCCGCUGCGUCCUGCUGGAGGUGCAAGUGCCUGCUGCCCUCGUGCAGCCCGGUCAGUCUGUGGGCUCUGUAGUGUUUGACUGCUUCGAGGCUGCUCUGGGGACUGAGGUGCAAAUCUGGUCCUACACUCAGCCCAGGUACCAGAAGGAACUCAACCUCACACGGCAGCUGCCUGACUGCAGGGGGCUGGAAGUCCAGGACAGCAUCCAGAGCUGCCGGGCCCUGCCCUGGCUCAGCGUGACUGCAGAUGGCGACAACGUGCACCUGGUGCUGGAUGUCUCUGAGGAGCAGAGCUUCGGCCUCUCCCUCUACUGGAACCAGGUCCAGGGCCCUGUAAAACCGUGGUGGCAUAGAAACCUGACUGGGCCGCAGACCAUUCCCUUGAACCAGACAGACAUAGUUCCCUGCCUCUGUGUUCAGGCGUGGCCUCUGGAGCCCGACUCCGUCAGGACAAGCAUCUGCCCCUUCACGGAGGACCCACGGGCACACCGGAACCUCUGGCGGGCUGCCCGGCUGCAGCUGCUGCCCCCGCGGGGCUGGCGGCUGGACGCACCGUGCUCCCUCCACGCCCAGGCCACACUGUGCUGGCAGGCACCCGGCAGGGGCCCCUGCCAGCCUCUCGUCCCGCCGUUGCCCAGAGAGAAUGUCACUGUGAACAUGGCCCUUGAAUUCCCAUUGCUGAAAGGCCACCCCAACCUCUGUGUCCAGCAGGUGAGCAGCUGGGAGAAGCUGCAGCUGCAGGAGUGCUUGUGGGCUGACUCCCUAGGGCCCCUCAAGGAUGACAUGCUGCUGGUGGAGGCACGAGGUCCCCAGGACAACAGAUCAUUCUGUGCCUUGGAACCCAGUGGCUGCACCCCACUGCUCAGCAGGGCCUCCACGAGGGCAGCUCGCCUUGGAGAGCAGUUACUACAAGACCUGCACUCGGGCCAGUGUCUGCAGCUGUGGGAUGAUGACCUGGGAGCCCUGUGGGCCUGCCCAAUGGACAAGUACAUCCACCAGCGCUGGGUCCUCGUGUGGCUCGCCUGCCUACUCUUUGCCGCUGCGCUUUUUCUUCUCUUCCUUCUCAAAAAGGACCACGUGAAAGGGUGGCUGAGGCUCUUGAAGGAGGACAUCCGCGCGGGGGCGGCCGCCAGGGGCCGCGCGGCUCUGCUCCUCUACUCCGCCGACGACGCCGGCUUCGAGCGCUUGGUGGGCGCCCUGGCGUCGGCGCUGUGCCAGGUGCCGCUGCGCGUGGCCGUGGACCUGUGGAGCCGCCGUGAGCUGAGCGCGCAGGGGCCCCUGGCCUGGUUCCACGCGCAGCGGCGCCGGACCGUGCAGGAGGGCGGCCUGGUGGUGCUGAUCUUCUCGCCCGGGGCCGUGGCGCUGUGCCGCGAGUGGCUGCAGGACGCGGGGCCCGCGCCGGGGGCGCACGGCCCGCACGACGCCUUCGCCGCCUCGCUCAGCUGCGUGCUGCCCGACUUCCUGCAGGGCCGGGCGCCCGGCCGCUACGUGGGGGCCUACUUCGACGGGCUGCUGCACGCGGACGCCGUGCCCGCCCUCUUCCGCGCCGUGCCGGUCUUCCCCCUGCCCUCACAGCUGCCCGCCUUCCUGGGCAGCCUGCAGGGGCCCCGCGGCCCGCGCCCCGGGCGGCUGGGCGAGAGGGCGGAACAAGUGGCCCGGGCUCUGCAGCCCGCCCUGGACAGCUGCCUCCGGCCCCCGGGGACCGCGGGGAUGGGACGCGGGAUGGGACCGGAGGCAGGGGACAGGACUUGAAUAAAGGCAGACGCUAUUUUUCUA
Molecule: messenger RNA, 2388 nt
Organism: Equus quagga
Lineage: Eukaryota; Metazoa; Chordata; Mammalia; Perissodactyla; Equidae
Gene: IL17RC
Product: interleukin 17 receptor C
Exons: 19
Coding region: 211-2364 (717 amino acids)
Molecular function (GO): interleukin-17 receptor activity
Source: RefSeq, a predicted model, not a curated record